CUGGUAAUACUUGUAUAUUUUUACCUACUGUAAGUAGGAUUAAUGCAGGAUUUUACCUGUAAUUCAGUAUUUUUACAUUGUAGUACUGAUACUUUUACUAAAGGGUCUGAGUACUUCUUCCACCACUGCAGGUCACAGAAUCUGAAGGGUCACCAGAUGCGGUGUAACACUUGUUGACAGUGAAUAUUAUCAUCGUGCUUCAGUUUCCUUGAACUUGUAGUUUCAGGUUUUGGUGAAAUGAAAGUGAAAGCGGCCUCCUGCAGUCAGACUCUCCGCUGCUUUCAGUCGGUCGGUAUUUGGACCGGACGGCGGAAUGAUGGAGGAGUAUCUGUGUCCUCCGGUGACCGUGGAGGGCGACUGGACUCCGGCUCAGACCAGAACCCUGAAGAACAAACUGCAGCUUUACUUCGGGAGCAAGAAGAAGUCAAACGGAGGAGACUGCCGGGUGGAGCUGGAUGACGGAGCUCCGACAGCCGCAGUUUACUUCAGAUCAGAGGAGGUGAGACAACGAGUCCUCGCAAAGGAAAACCAUGAAAUCAUCCUGGAGAAUAAAACUAUCAAGUUACGGCUGGUUUCUGCAUCAAGUCCGAAGAACAGUGACGACGUCUCAGAUUCAUCGACAGAUUCAAAGACUCAGAAGUCAGAAGUUGAACCUGGAAAUGGAGCUUCUGCCGAGAACAAAGAGGGUUCAGAGUCCGUUCAGAGCGUUGCGGUGGUGUUGGACAACGUCUCAGACAAAAUGUCCAGAGAUCUGCUGUCGAUGCUGGUGGAGAACAUCUCAGGGUUGGACGAGAGCAGCUACAGUCUGGAGAUCAUCUGGGAGACCAACCAAGCCGUGGUCACCUUCAGCAGCCCUGCAGAUGUGGAGAAGUUCCUCACUGUGAGUCAGAACAGCCAGAAGCUGGAGAAACACGAACUGACUGCUCGGCCGCUGGAGGCAGCAAAGAGUGUCCGAGUGGAGAGUCUUCCGCCGACUGUGGUUAAAGACUUGUUGGAGCUGUAUUUUGAGAAGAAUUGGAGUUUGCCGGAUCAUAUCAUCAUGAUCCCGGAUGAACAGGCUGCCAUUGUCACGUUCAAUGAUCCUAAAGUUGUUGAAAGCAUUUGCAUAAAAGAAGACUAUGUGAUGCGAUCCAUCCCUGUGAAGGUGUAUCCUUACUAUGAGUCCCUGGGCACCGCCUUGUACGGCAAAGAACGACCAACAUGGAAAAUGCCCGAGCCCUUCACAGAGUGUGUUCACCACGCUGUCUGGAAAUUCCUCCUAAUGAAGAAUCUUAUAAAAAGCAUCAAUGAACAGAUGCGUCCGUACUUCUGCAGUGUGGACUUGGAUAACCCUGAGGUGAAACUCAGCCCUCUCCCGAGUUUUUUGAGGCAGAAAGAUCUGACUGCCGAACACGUGGAUAACUGGAUGAGUACUGCCCAAAAAGCCUUCCGUCAGCAAAUGGCUCAGUACACGGCCUUCGAAUGUCCAAUGAACGCACCUGCGUGGGAAACUGCAGAGAAUGAUGUACGCUCCUUUGUCAGGGAAGAUGCCAUCCUGGUGCUGGAUGCAUCCAGGGAGAUUUUGACUGUGGCUGGCCAGGCUGACAAUAUAAAACAAAUCAGGGCUCCUGUGGAGAGCAUCGUUCUCAAAGCCAUGAAUCAGAUUGAACAGUGCACAAAUGGUGUUUCUGAGAGCCCGACAAACAGUGAUGAUGUCUCAGGUUCAGAGUCCGUUCAGAGCGUUGCGGUGGUGUUGAACAACGUCUCAGACAAAAUGUCCAGAGAUCUGCUGUCGAUGCUGGUGGAGAACAUCUCAGGGUUGGACGAGAGCAGCUACAGUCUGGAGAUCAUCUGGGAGACCAACCAAGCCGUGGUCACCUUCAGCAGCCCUGCAGAUGUGGAGAAGUUCCUCACUGUGAGUCAGAACAGCCAGAAGCUGGAGAAACACGAACUGACCGCUCGGCCGCUGGAGGCAGCAAAGAGUGUCCGAGUGGAGAGUCUUCCGCCGACUGUGGUUAAAGACUUGUUGGAGCUGUAUUUUGAGAAGAAUUGGAGAUUGCCGGAUCAUAUCACCAUGAUCCCAGAUGAACAGGCUGCCAUUGUCACGUUCAAUGAUCCUAAAGUUGUUGAAAGCAUUUGCAUAAAAGAAGACUAUGUGAUGCGAUCCAUCCCUGUGAAGGUGUAUCCUUACUAUGAGUCCCUGGGCACCGCCUUGUACGGCAAAGAACGACCAACAUGGAAAAUGCCCGAGCCCUUCACAGAGUGUGUUCACCACGCUGUCUGGAAAUUCCUCCUAAUGAAGAAUCUUAUAAAAAGCAUCAAUGAACAGAUGCGUCCGUACUUCUGCAGUGUGGACUUGGAUAACCCUGAGGUGAAACUCAGCCCUCUCCCAAGUUUUUUGAGGCAGAAAGAUCUGACUGCCGAACACGUGGAUAACUGGAUGAGUACUGCCCAAAAAGCCUUCCGUCAGCAAAUGGCUCACUACACAGCCUUUGAAUGUCCAGCGAACACACCUGCGUGGAAAGCUGUGGAGAAAGAAGUACGCUCAGUUGUCAGGGAAGAUGCUGCCUUGGUGCUGGAUACAUCCAGGGGGACUUUGACUGUGGCUGGCCAGGCUGACAAUAUAAAACAAAUCAGGGCUCCUGUGGAGAGCAUCGUUCUUAAAGCCAUGAAUCAGAUUGAACAGCGCACAAAUUCUGUUUCUGAGGUAAUGAAUUUGUCCCCUGCAGUGUUCUACAUCCUGAAGCAGGACGGGUUGCAGAAAGCAGCACUGGACAUUUCCCCUGAGAUGAGCCUCUCUUACACUGAUGACACCCACAAGUUAACCAUUUCAGGACUCCCUGCAGAAGUUUUCAAGACAAAAUCAUGGAUCUUAGAGAGGAAUGUGCGUAUGAGUAAAAAGCAGCUCGAUAUCCCCCCACGUCUUCUAGACUUUCUCAGGACAGUUGAUCCCAUGGACAUGUCCCAGGAUAUGUUCACAUCCCAAGGCAUCAGUGCCAUCUACAGCGUUGAGAGCAAAGGGGUUUUCCUGUUGGGGAGUUCUGACCGUGCCCUUGAUGACGCAGAGAGUAAGAUAAAGAUGGCUUUGUCUUUUGACACUCUAGAUGUGGAAGACCACGGAGUUCUGAAACUCCACAACUGGGUGGACCUGAACCAAAAGUUGUUAGACAUCUACAACUCCUCAAAGAAAAGAACAGUGGACAUUCAGCUCCACCCAGAGAGAAGAGAUAAAGUAACAGUGGCAGGCUUCCGGAAUCCAGUGAAAGAAGUCAGCCGCAGUCUGAAAGAAUUCAUCGUGAACUACUCACAAGUUCAAGAAACCUUUCGUGUCGAGUCCUUUGCUGUUGUUCUUUUUAUGGAAAAGAAAAAAUCACAAGAUUGCUCCAAUAUUGCCAAAGAUAAUGAUGUAACAUUCCAUUAUGAUUCAGAGAGGCCACGAAUUAUCAUUGCUGGGGCUCGUCUUCACGUCCAGAAAGCCAAAUCCUGCUUUAAGGAACUGACCAGUGCUCUCUUCACUGACAACUUCAUCGUGGACAAGCCUGGAGCUAAGAAAUAUUUCCAGUCUCAAGGAAGCCUGUUCCUGUCUACAUUAAUGACGGAGUUCAGCUGUAUGGUGGUGCUGCGUUCAGAGAAUCAAGAGGAAGAGGAAGAAGAGAACUAUGAUACCGUGAGUGUCCUGGCCACAGCUGUGAACAAAGAGUUCAUUGACCUUGAACCUACAAUGACAAUACCACAGCAGGCAGGCAGAAGAGGCAGAAGGAGUUUGAGAGACAACAUGGAAAUCAAACAGACUCGUAGUUUACUACGAGUAGACCGUCUGUUUGGUGAGAGAGGAGAAGGAGGAGAAGGAGUUGGAUACAGGGGAGGCCUACUGGGUAACAGGGGAGGUCAGAGCCCCAGGGGACAUGCUAAGCUUAGAGGGUAUGAAAGGCUGAUGAGGAUUGAGCAGACUAAAGCUCAGGAACGGAAGACUGUUCUCAGGAAGGGAAACAUUCAGGACCAGACUGUGACAAAAGUGUUUUUUGUACACAAUAUCUGUAUUGUUGGAAAAAUCACCUGUAUUGACAUAUUUUGGCAAUAUAUUGUUUGUCAGUGUUUCACCAGAGAGUUCAGAGGUGAGACUGGUCCGAGGAACAUUCAACAUGAAGCACAGGAUUUUAACGAGCCACCAGUUUGGCAAUCACUGAGAAAAUCACAACAGUCCUCAGCAUCCUUCGGUCAGGUAUCAUCACCCUCCCUCGGUGUGUACCGGAUGCAGAUGGGUCAGCUCACUCUCGAGGUUUCGUCCGGAGACAUCACCAAGGAGACCAGUGAUGUCAUCAUCAACUCCUCCAAUACGGACUUUACCCUCAAAUCAGGAGUGUCCAAGGCGAUCUUAGACAGCGCUGGAUUACAGGUUGAGCUGGAGUGCUCACAGAUCGUGAAUUCUCCGGGUUAUCAGCCUCGUCCGAUGAUUGUGACGUCAGCCGGGUUGUUGCCCAGCAAAAACAUCAUUCACAUCGUCGGCCAGACUGAUCCUGCAAACAUCAAGGAAGUGGUUUACUCAGUGCUGAAGGUCUGCGAGGACAACAAGUUCAGCUCCGUCUCCUUUCCCGCUCUGGGAACAGGUCAGGGAGGGGCCAACCCGUCGGCGGUGGCGGAUGCCAUGGUCGGCGCAGUGGUGGAGUUUGUGAGGAAGACGUACCCGAGGUUUGUUCAGAGCGUGAAGAUCUUGAUCUUCCAGACGGCCAUGGUGAUGGAGUUCCACAAGAGCAUGAAGAAGAGACAGGGAGAGGAUGUGGAGAAGAAGAGUGUCUUGACCAAGUUAAAAGAAACUGUCACUGCGUUUUUAACAGUAUCUUCAGAGGAACGACUCGGCACUGAUCGCUUGGUUCUGGAGAAGGAGUUUGAGCCCACAGUGUUUCAGCUGUGUGCUGAUAACGCCAAGGCUGUGAGUCAGGUUAAGAAAAGAAUUGAGGAGCUGAUUUUGGCCGAGCAGGCGAAGCGCACCAUCAUCGACCCGUACAUCAGUCAGCUGUCGCAGGCUGACAUGGAGGAGCUGAAGGCCCUACAGAGGAAUCUGACAGUCAGCAUCCGACUGGACAGGAGCCUGGAGGACCAGGAGCCCACCAUCCACCUGGAGGGCCUGACCAGGGACGUCAUGAUCGCUGAGUCUUCAGUGAGAGACAUCAUCCGGAGGGUGGAGAGGACGGAGAACGAGAGACACAAGGCCUUGCUAGUGAGUGGACUGGUAGAAUGGCAGUUUCAGCAUCGCAAUGGGAAGAUGGUGCCAUUCGACAUUUACACCAACCUCAACCUCGAGAAGGCUCUGGAGAAAAAACAAAAAAAUGUUAAAAUCAAGAUUAACAACCAAAUUUACACAGCUGAUGUAAUGUUUAAAAGAGCUGUUUCAACGAAUGGACGUGAACAGUUGGAACUACUUAGAAAAGACCUGAAAGCAGAUGAUGCUGCUCUGCCUUCACAUUGGGACGACAUGAAAGGCGACCUCAUGAAGCUGUUUCCUCUGACUGUGGGAUCUAAAGAAUACGGCGAUGUGGAGAAGGAAUUUCAAAAGACCGGCCUUUAUGCAAACAUCAUCAGUAUUGAACGGGUACAAAACGAGACACUGUGGCAGAGCUACCAGCUGAAGAAGAAACAACUGGAGGCGAAGAAUAAUCACAAAAACAACGAGAAGAUGCUUUUCCACGGCACCGGCCCCGACUCCAUCGAUCUCAUCAACAAACAAGGCUUCAACCGCAGUUACGCAGGAGCACAUGGAGCGAUGUAUGGCAAUGGCUCAUACUUUGCGGUGGACCCUGCCUACUCAGCGCGGGGUUACGCCAGGCCUGAUGCCAGGGGGCAGAAGCGCAUGUAUCUGGCCAGGGUUCUGGUUGGAGACUUUGUCCAGGGUAGAUCUAGAAUGAUCGCUCCACCUUCCAGAGUUUCUGGAAAUGCCUCAGACCUGUAUGACAGCGUCACCGAUAACCCUGCUAGACCAACCAUGUUCGUCAUCUUCAAUGACAUUCAGGCAUACCCAGAGUACCUGAUCACAUUUACAUAAACUACCAUGAUCCCACUGUGCAACAGUUCUGAUUACUGCCAUCAUAUCUCUUCUAGUUUAAAUUCACAGUCUAUAAGUCUUGUCACAGUCUUGAUUUAGUUUCCAAACACUCAAGAAAUGUAGAAGAAACUAUCACACCGUAUCUGAAUUUAAGGUUAAAGUUACCGGGAAGUAGUUUUAAUGAAAAAAAAACAUUGAAUAUAAAUAUUGAAUAUAAAUAUUUUAACACACUGUCAUUAUUUUCCUUCAUCUGGAAUCUGUCACAUUUUUUUCUUUUGGCUGUAGAGAGUUAUGGAGCUGUGUUGGACCGUUGACCUUCAUCCAAACCUCCCUUGCCUUCAUCGUUAGAUUCUGUCUUUGGAUAUAUGCAAAACCUUCCACCCAACUGAGAUCACGUGUGGUUUUAUGAUAGGCAUGGUUAGCUAGUCACAUCAAAUCACAUUAGAUUUGAUAUAAUUAUGUAAUACGGACCUUAAGUGUCUUUUGUGGGACUUUGUAGCAGCCAUGUUGCUGCCUACAUCUGGUAAAUGAUGUUUCAUAUCUACAACAUCGUAUCUGGGCAGUUUCGCUGCAGCACUGUAGCUUUCUGGUAUUAUCAGCCAUGCUAGUGUCAUGGCUCUAUGGAUGGAAAUGUUCUGUUGCUCCUCAACUUUGGUUGAAAUAUCUCAACAACUAUUGGAUGAUUACAGUGACAUUUUUAUGUUUCUCACAGGAUGAAUCCCUGACCCAGUGCCAUCAUGAUGUUCACAUUAUUGUCUCUUAGUGAAAUAACUCAACAUGUAUAGGAUGGAUGGCCAUCAAAUUUGAGUCAUGUCCCCUUCAGUAUGAACAGUGAAUCAUUAGUUUGACAAUCCUUUAAUUCUCUAUUGAAAACAGUAGAAACACAACCACAGACAUCUGAAAACACCAGAACCAGUUCAAGGAAAGUUCACUAUGUGUGUUUAAGGGAAUAAGUGGAGAUGCUGAAUUGCUUGUAAGACCUCGCUGUGACUCUGGACCUGUAAAGUUGGA
Thunnus maccoyii (southern bluefin tuna) is the source of this 7030-nucleotide messenger RNA. RefSeq names its product protein mono-ADP-ribosyltransferase PARP14-like. Gene Ontology annotation, molecular function: NAD+ poly-ADP-ribosyltransferase activity; transcription corepressor activity. The transcript is spliced from 26 exons. Gene Ontology annotation, biological process: negative regulation of gene expression. The record is from RefSeq and is a predicted model, not a curated record. Lineage: Eukaryota; Metazoa; Chordata; Actinopteri; Scombriformes; Scombridae. Gene Ontology annotation, cellular component: nucleus; cytoplasm. The coding region runs from base 314 to 6019 and encodes 1901 amino acids.